This is a messenger RNA of Sorex fumeus (smoky shrew), 1955 nucleotides long. RefSeq names its product trafficking from ER to golgi regulator (gene TFG). The transcript has 8 exons. NCBI's taxonomy places the organism in Eukaryota, Metazoa, Chordata, Mammalia, Eulipotyphla, Soricidae. The coding region runs from base 323 to 1531 and encodes 402 amino acids. The record is from RefSeq and is a predicted model, not a curated record. Gene Ontology annotation, biological process: COPII vesicle coat assembly; endoplasmic reticulum to Golgi vesicle-mediated transport. Gene Ontology annotation, molecular function: identical protein binding. Gene Ontology annotation, cellular component: endoplasmic reticulum exit site.
UUUUUUAAUUUUUUUCCUCCCCUUUCUUACUCCCGCCCCUCUUCUUCCCCCGCCUGCCACGUACUGGGCCCGACUUCUCGCUAGGCUCGGUGGGUCUGUGUGAUUGGCCCGGGCCGCGCGAGGCGACGAGCAAGGUGCGGCGGCCUUAGAGGGCAAACGAGUGGGCCGUGGCCGUAGCCUGCCUGCGCCCGACGCCCGAGGCCCCGGCGGCGGCUUUUUUCCUCAGCCCGGUGCCUGGAGGUCGGCGGAGAGAGGCGGUAGAGGCUUCCUCAGCCCGCCGUCUUUUCUAGAGUUGUGUAUAUAAACCAUCCUGGAGUCCACCAUGAAUGGACAGUUGGAUCUAAGUGGGAAACUAAUCAUUAAAGCUCAACUUGGAGAGGAUAUUCGACGAAUUCCCAUUCACAAUGAAGAUAUUACUUAUGAUGAAUUAGUGCUAAUGAUGCAACGAGUAUUCAGGGGCAAACUUCUGAGUAAUGAUGAAGUCACAAUAAAGUAUAAGGAUGAAGAUGGAGAUCUCAUAACAAUUUUUGAUAGUUCUGACCUUUCCUUUGCAAUUCAGUGUAGUAGGAUACUGAAACUAACACUAUUUGUUAAUGGCCAGCCAAGACCCCUUGAAUCGAGUCAGGUGAAAUAUCUCCGCCGAGAACUGAUAGAACUUCGAAAUAAAGUGAAUCGCCUAUUGGAUAGCUUGGAACCACCCGGAGAACCAGGACCUGCCACUAGUAUUCCUGAGAAUGAUGCUGUGGAUGGUAGGGAAGAAAAGCCUGCUGCUUCUGAUUCUUCUGGAAAACAGUCUACUCAAGUUAUGGCAGCAAGUAUGUCAGCUUUUGAUCCUUUAAAAAACCAAGAUGAAAUCAAUAAAAAUGUCAUGUCAGCAUUUGGCUUAACAGAUGAUCAGGUUUCAGGGCCACCCAGUGCUCCUGCAGAAGACCGUUCAGGAACACCUGAUAGCAUUGCUUCCUCCUCGUCUGCAGCUCACCCACCUGGAAUUCAGCCACAGCAGCAACCGUAUACAGGAGUUCAGACACAAGCAGGUCAGAGUGAAGGCCAGGUGUAUCAGCAGUAUCCACAGCAGGCUGGCUACAGUGCUCAGCAGCCGCAGGGACCGCCUCAGCCACAGCAGCAGUAUGGUAUCCAGUAUUCAGCAGGCUAUAAUCAGCAAACUGGACCCCAACAACCUCAGCAGUUCCAGGGAUAUGGUCAGCAACCAACUUCUCAGGCACCGACUCCUGCCUUUUCGGGUCAGCCUCAACAACUGCCUGCUCAGCCACCACAGCAGUACCAGGCGGGCAACUAUCCCCCCCAGACUUACACCACCCAGCCCUCUCAGCCUACUAAUUAUACUGUGCCCCCUGCCUCACAACCUGGAAUGGCUCCAAGCCAGCCUGGGGCCUAUCAGCCCAGACCAGGUUUUACACCACCUCCUGGAAGUAGUACCAUGACCCCUCCUCCAAGUGGGCCUAACCCUUAUGCGCGUAAUCGGCCUCCCUUUGGUCAGGGCUAUACUCAACCUGGACCUGGUUAUCGAUAAAUAGGUUCAGCUACACUGACAAAUGUAGCUGCUAGCCAUUUGCCUCCGAAAAGACUCCAAUACUAUUUUAUUUUAAUUUGUAUUGAAGUUCUGAAAUUUAAAAGGCAGAGCAUUUUUUUUUUAUAUCAUUGUUGCUGUUAAUUGAAAGCAUAAUUUGCUGGAACUCAAAAAAAGACCAAAAAGAUUUUUCUUCCCCGGCUUAAGUAUAGCAGCUUCCUAGUUAUUUUGGAACACUACUCUUACAUGUGUGUAAAGUGAUUGACUUUCUAGCUUGCCUUGUUCAGAGGAUAUUAAAAUGCUAGGUUGAAAUUUAGCCAUCUUGGCUUUUUACUAUUAACAUGAUGUACUAAAAUAGACCCUUUUGAGAAGACAGCUAGAUGUAUAAAAUGUAACAUUGACAGGUUAAUAAACAUGAUUGAAUCCA